Folsomia candida is the source of this 4099-nucleotide messenger RNA. RefSeq lists its product as uncharacterized. The coding region runs from base 1075 to 3066 and encodes 663 amino acids. The record is from RefSeq and is a predicted model, not a curated record. NCBI's taxonomy places the organism in Eukaryota, Metazoa, Arthropoda, Collembola, Entomobryomorpha, Isotomidae. The transcript is spliced from 15 exons.
AACACUGGAAAAAGGGCAGUCUACAUAAUUCACCUUUUCGGGAUCCUUGAACUAUGUACCUUCCUAAUCAUUCGCCCAUUAGCAAGGAAACCUUACCAAGUCACGUCCAGCUUCUUUUUUGCUAAGCCCUUCUCCUCAUUUGUUAAGCUACCUACAUACCUAAUCCUCCUACGAUCUUCCUACGAUUCACGUUGAUUGUUACAAAGUCAGCCCUUCGGCUAAAUCGUCGAGGUAGGUUUCGUGGCUGGACGACGAAUAGGAAUAUUCACCCUCUCGUGUGCAUGUGUCUCUGUGCAAUGCAGAAUAAUAACCUCAAUCAUAAUAAUAUUACAUGAAGGAAUAACGUAGCCAUCACAAAAUUGAGGUUUAACUCAUCAACCACAGCAUACAUAGCACGUCGUAUUUGCUAAACACGCAGAGCAGAGUCAAAUUGUGCAAUUUAUAAAAGCGACAAGAAUUCCUUUUUGGUGUCAUAUGAUGACAUGGAAUAAUUUCAGUCCGAGUGAGUGAAAUGUGACUCCGUACAAGAGAAGAAUUCGUCAACAACUUUGAUCAUUAAGCAAAGUUGUUAAAUUUUACAGACCAAGAAACGAACGGACUCGUCGUCGUGUAGAAAUCGCAAAUUACACGCUGAAUGAAAAUAUUUAUUCUGCUGGUGGACAAACUAGAUCGCAUAAAUAUUAUUUGCCCACUUUUAUCACCACUUCAUAAGUACAUACUCUUUCUCGCAUGUCGUGGGAUUAACUGGGAAGUGCAGUUGACAGAGUUGUAGAGACAAAAUAUUUGUAAGAAUAAUCCAGAUCCACUCCACUACGGAAAGACAAACUAUAAUUCUAUUCAUCUCUGACUGGUUAAAACAAAGGAAAAUAUUUCGCUACUAGGUUGGAUUAAACGAGUAUCAUGUAUGCAAGUACAUAACGAACAAUAAUAAAACAACAAUCGACUGAAUAAACACAAGCCUCCCUUCGCACAAAGUAACGUCUACGACAAUAGAGGAAUUCAACUCAAGUGGUAAAUUAUUCACCCCACAACAGAGACAGAAAGUAUUGACCGAUAAUACCCGGAAUUAGCAGAAUGAUGCGAAUAUUUGCGAUAUUUGCAUUUAUCUCGCUCUGUGGAGUUGCAUGCGUCAGUGGAGUUUUGGUCGAAGAUGUUCGAGACCAAGUCAUUCACGAGGUGGAGAGUGCGUGGCGUAAACUGCAGGGCUUGGAGUCGGAUCCUAACAAACCUCUGGGUCAAGUACUGAAGGACUUGUCAGCAAUUGUCUCCAGAAUUCCGGACACCAUCAGCCGAGUGGAGCGAGAAUUGACCGUGUAUGAGUACGAUGAAGCACUAAAAUCCUUGGGAAAGGUUAAAAACACUACUCGCACUUGGAGGGAAAAGUGGUCGGAAAUUGCUCUCCUCACUUCUCCUGUGGACAUCUUGUAUGGACAUUUUAAAAUAUUUCCCGAAAUGCCGGAAGCAUUCUUGCCUGGCUCCGGUUAUGACUUUGACAUCAACUCCCUCACGGAACUCAUCCUCAAGCCCUUGUACAACACGGACGAGAAGGGAACAAUCACGCUGAAAUAUCUGAUUGAAAACGUCCACACUGCCGCAAUUUCGAGGACACGACGUGAACGAGACGCCUUCCACAUUCUCAGCGAUCAAAUCGAAGAAGCUCUUCGGCAGUCGUACUGGUGUCUCUGGAAUGGGAAAACGCCACAGCGGAUCGUGUACGGAUUUUAUGAGACCUUGGCCGCAUUUGACAUCAAGGAGUACACGCUGCUGAACUUUGCCUGGAUGCUGAAAUUUGCCAUCAAUGGGACUGAAGUGAAGAAUCAAGUGGUGGAGAGCAAGGAAGCCCUUCUUCAAAGAACCGAUGAGAAGACCAUGAUUGCAAAAGAAGUCAUGGCCACAGCAUCGUCUGGCUAUUGGAAAUGCGACCCCAUCAAAUACCAGGCUGGCGUCAACUACGCAGAGUUCAAAGAGUUGCUUCAAGGCUAUAUUGAGAAUGAGAACAAGAUGCACACGAGUGGAUCAUGCAAACAAGGUUGUGCCGACUAUGCCUUCAUUAAAGCCCGGUGUGCGUACCCUGAUGAUGAAUCUUGUUUUCACCACAGAGUCUGCACUGGCAAUCUUAUUGAGUGCAAAUACAUUGCUGCUGACGCCACCGUUUGCCCUGCCGACGCCCCUCGACGAUUUGACUACAUUGAGUACAAAAGAGGUCCUACCCUGGGCAGCACAUCAAAGAAAUGCAGCAAAACCACCGAAACGAGAAAUAGUCACUGGAGAUUUUUAUACCACUGUUCAAACUGCUUCUGCUUGUGCGACGAUGCCCGAAGUCCAACCACCGUGCGACACGUUAGCAUUUCUCCUGCCACGUCCGACGUUUCAGCCAACAAAGUUGUCACCGGAGUGCAGUUCGUUAUGAAAGAAGGGAUCCUACAUUUGCAGAUUGAACAAGGGGAGGCAGAGAAAGAGGGCGACAUUUCCGAUGGGACAACAGAAUGGAAAGCACUGCCGAAUUUAGAUAAGUAUGACGAGUCACGGGUCACUGUUUUGGAGUACACGCGUCGCAGUUUUGAUCUGGACGACCUCGUCGUUCCAAAAGACCACGUCGUCACUGGUGUAAAAUUCCGUGUUCUUGGAGGACACUUAAAUCUCGAAGUUCAAGCCACCCAAAUUAAUCCAGAGACUGGGAAGCUGAUCAUCGGCUCGUCGCACUGGGUGAGCAACGACAAUACUCCGGAGGCUGCGAACAACGGGAGGAAGCUGUUGCCUCUGGAUGAGCUGGAUGUCCCCACGCUCUCCAAACAUCCCAGUGCCCCAGACUCCACCCAUGACCAGUACUUGCAAUUUGGCCCUACUUCGCGCUACAAGGACGUCUCCCAGACCACAAUCCCCUUCAUUGAUCUCCAAGAAGUGCGUCCUAACCCUCCCGUGUGGCUCAGAGGCAUCGGCGUGUACCACAAGGGACAGCCUGGCUACGGGGGAUUCGUCGCCCCCCGAGUUUUCACAAUUUCAAUCGUGGAUUUCAUUAAAGUUGGUGGGUCCUCUUCCAGCAACCGCUACGAAAUCUCCCCUUAGGCUCCCAGCAAAUAAGAAUUCAUGAAAAAAUUGCACCUAAAAGUAUGUAGGAACCUAAAUAAUGAUCUUCAAUCCUUCACUCAAAGACAGCCCUUGUACUAGCUGAAUAUUAUUUGUGUAAUCAAUUUAGCCAUAACGUAGCUGCACUAGAUUACCUUCUGGAAAAAAGUGUAUAAACCCACUCUUAAAUCUCACAAUUCUCUGUACAUGAUAGUGUCAUUCUACUAAAUAUAUACUGACAAUAAUCAGGUAAAGAAUGCUCCCAUCAGAUUUCAAAGAGUUUUACAAGUCCUCAGAAUCACUCUUGAGUGCGAGGGAGGAGGCGAAACAUUUCCAUAUUUACAUUGAUUGCGUCCAAAGACAAAAUUUUAAAAAAGGGUUUCUUGAAAAAUUGGAGAGCUUUCAUUUCUCCGUCAAAAACUUGAAAUAUUUCUCGGUCGUACCACAUUUGAUGGUUUUUAUUUAUUCACUCGAAUGAGCUAUUCGCAUUGCAGUCUUACAUAUACCAUUUAUAUAUUUACAAGUACUCGUAUCUUCCUUACAGCAUGUCUUCCAUUCCAGCAGAAUCUAAAAUAUGUAGCAAUAGGCGUUUAUCAUUAGUCAUUAGUCUCUAAUUAAUUUGAGUCAAAUGAUGAAUGCAAUUUUAGAGUACUUCAAACAAUAUAUGUGUGUCGUCCUAAGUCUCCAGUCUUUCAUACAUUAAAAAGGUAUAAAGUAUUCAGGAAGCUAUACAUAUGUAGCUACAUAGUUUUAUAUACGUUUAACUAUUACAAAUCUUAUAAUCUUAUAAUUUGCCUUCUGAUUGUACACCAACCUUUAUUGGAGGAUUUGUACUUUUUGGCUUAAUUAAUCACUACUGAGUGCAUAAGAUUUAGAGUUUUUUUUAAUAGAAUAGAUUAAGAACCGGAUUUCGCAAUUCCGUCACAUUCAGAUUUGCGUCUCAAUGUUGCUGUAUUAUGUAAAAUAUACAAGGUGAAACUCAGUCCAGAUAUGGGAAUAAAAUAAAGUGGAUUUUAGAAACCUUUGAAAAAAA